Messenger RNA from Stegodyphus dumicola, 768 nucleotides. Its product is annotated as telomerase protein component 1-like. Gene Ontology annotation, molecular function: protein binding; telomerase RNA binding; ATP hydrolysis activity. The record is from RefSeq and is a predicted model, not a curated record. NCBI's taxonomy places the organism in Eukaryota, Metazoa, Arthropoda, Arachnida, Araneae, Eresidae. Gene Ontology annotation, biological process: telomere maintenance via recombination. Gene Ontology annotation, cellular component: telomerase holoenzyme complex.
CAAUAUGUUGCUUCUUAUAUUCUUAAAAUUUUUAUGAUUUGUUUCCAGGUGUGCAGAUUGGACUAUUGGAGCCAAAAUAAUGAACGAUAUUUUAUGUGUUUCAUUAUUGGAUGGUGCUGUUAAAUGCUUCUCUGUUGCUGAAAUAUUAAAAUCAAAAAAGUCAGCAUCAGUGGAUCCUGUGAAAAUUUACCAGCCUGCAAAAAAUGGUUGUGCUCCAUAUCCAAGUUGCUUAUUUUGUGAUACAAAUGGCAAAAUUUACUGUGGAGAUACUUUAGGAUGGUUACACAUUUAUUCUGAGGAUUCUUCACCUUAUGUGAAGAAGAUUCAUUCUGAUUCAAUAACUGGAAUAUGUGUGCUUGGAUCUAAUAUAUUUACUAGCUCUUUGGAUCGAACUGUUAAAGGAUGGAACUCUGAAACUUUGGAACAAGUAUGUCAAUUUCACUCAUCCGUUCCUAUUAGCUGUUUGGCACAAUCUGUGUUCUGUGAUGUUUCUAGUGACUCAGAUUUUUUGAUGUUUGGUGCAACUUCUGGUGCUGUUCAUUUAUUGAAAUUUAAGCCGGCAUUGAAAAUGUGUGAUACCUGAUAUGUUUGUGUAUUAUAUUCAAAUUGUAUUUCUUCUACAAAUAUGGGCAAUUGCUUAUAUAUUUCGCAUUAUGUAACUAAUUGAAUUACUUAGCUGUAAAGGUUGAAAUAUUUUUUUAAAAACUUGAAAAAGAAAUUAGUAAUAUAUGUAUUUAGAAUCUAUUCAAUAAAUUCGUGAUCAAAGUA